Messenger RNA from Aspergillus puulaauensis, 963 nucleotides. RefSeq lists its product as uncharacterized. Gene Ontology annotation, biological process: transmembrane transport. Gene Ontology annotation, cellular component: membrane. Gene Ontology annotation, molecular function: transmembrane transporter activity. The record is from RefSeq and is a predicted model, not a curated record. The transcript has 2 exons. Bases 1 to 963 code for a protein of 320 amino acids. Lineage: Eukaryota; Fungi; Ascomycota; Eurotiomycetes; Eurotiales; Aspergillaceae.
AUGAUGAAUGGACUGCAGAAUAUCAUCGGUGGGCUGAUAGCAUAUGGCUUCUCGUUCGUCCGCGAUGACUCCCCGCUGAAGUCCUGGCAGGCCCUGUUUAUGACCUACGGGAUUUUGACUGUCAUCUGGGGCGUGUUCGUGGGAAUGUGGAUGCCCGACUCGCCGAUGAGGGCGAAGUGCUGGACAGAGGAUGACAAGCGACUGAUGAUCGAGCGAGUGCGCCAGAACCAGACUGGGCUGCAGAAUCGAGUCUUUCGGCUCGACCAAGUCCGUGACGCGUUUACUGAUCCUCAGCUGUACGCCUUCGCCAUCAUCCAGAUCUGUACUACUAUUCCAGCCGGUGGAAUUGGAGCGUACGCCAACAUCAUCAUCAAGUCCUUCGGCUACAGCACGCGAGAGACCCAGCUGCUCACCAUGGUCAACGGCGCCGUAACCACCAUAGCCCUGCUCAUCUCCGCAUACCUGGACCGCAAGUACCAGCAAACCAUUUACAUCAUGCUCGCAUCCCUGGUCCCCUCGGUUAUCUGCACAUCAGUCCUCAUCGGCGUCCCCUUCAGCCCAGCCCGUCGCGUCGGCCUGCUCAUUGCAUACUGGUCCUUCUACUCCUUCUUCACACUUACCUCGCUAUCCCUCGCUCUGCUCUCCCGCAACGUCGCUGGCCAGACCAAGAAAUCCAUCAUCAUCGCCUCCAACUUCGUCUGCUGGGCAGCAGGAAACUCCAUCGGCCCGCAGGUGUUCCGUGAUAAGGACGCGCCCCGGUACUACCUCGCAUUUUCCAUCCUCCUAGGCUGUUUCGGGAUCAUUGUUGUUGUGCUCCUUGCGCUGAGACUGUGGUAUGCGGCGCACAACCGCAAGCGCGACAACAGAAUUAGGGCUGGCGAGGUUGUGCCUGAUGUCAACUACACCCACGCGUUUGAGGACAUCACGGACCGCGAGAACCCGCAUUUCCGGUAUAUCUACUAG